AUGCUUCUGAAAGUAGAAGACCUGGUGACUGGAAAAAAGAAAGAAAAAGACACUGGAGAUUUUGUAGCAAGAAAUUUUAAGCAUGGAGAAUAUGAAACAGCCGUAACACUAGAGAAACAGGAUGAUUUAAAGACAACUUCAAAGUCAUUGCUUGACCGCGAGGAGGAGAGGCAAGCAGAGCAGAAAAGGCUCAAGGCAGAGCUCCUCAAAAAGAAAAUUGAUGAAAGACCAAAACUAGACAACUUGGAAGAUCUGCAAACUAUAAUAAAACUAAGAAAACAAAAAAGAUGCAAAAAAGUGAAAGUACCUGUGGUUAAGGAACCAGAACCAGAGCCAGUGAUUGAACAUGUGGACGAAACAACAUUUUUAAAAGCUGCACUAGAAAACAAGAUGCCUAUCAUUGAAAAAUUCCUGGCAAAUGGUGGGGAUCCAAAUGCCUGUGAUGAGUACAGACGCACAGCCCUGCACAGAGCAUGCUCGGAAGGACACUUUGCCAUUGUUGAGAAGCUAAUUGAAGCUGGAGCAGAUCUAGAAUUCCAUGACAUGCUUGAAUCCACAGCAAUUCACUGGACCUGCCGCGGUGGAAGUGUUGAAGUUCUGAAAUAUAUACUAAACAAAGGAGCAAACAUCAACUCAAGAGACAAGCUAUUCAGUACUCCUCUCCACGUAGCAGUCAGAUGUGGAAAGUAUGAGUGCGGAGAACAUCUCAUUGCAUGUGAAGCUGACUUAAAUGCCAAAGAUCGGGAAGGAGAUACACCAAUGCACGAUGGAGUCAGACUAAAUCGUUACAAAAUGAUGAGACUCUUGAUUAUGUAUGGGGCCAAUUUCUCAAUCAAAAAUUGUGUGGGAAAGACACCUAUGGAACUGGUCCUUCAAUGGCAAAACGGCGCCAAAGAGAUAUUCAGCGGGCUUCAGGAAAACUCCUACAAGAACUCUCACAUACAGAAAUUCUGA
This is a messenger RNA of Staurois parvus, 954 nucleotides long. The record is from the annotation of a GenBank genome assembly. Lineage: Eukaryota; Metazoa; Chordata; Amphibia; Anura; Ranidae.